AUUUUAUAUGUUGGUGUGAUGUAUGAUCAUAAAAUUCAAACCACUAUUCUCUCUCUCUCUCUCUCUCUCUCUCACUAUCACUCACUUCUUGGUAAUUGUUCUGUUUAGAAUUAGAAUGGAAGCAAAGGAAUACUCAGUUUCCUUGAAAAGACAUAGGAAAGAACCAUAUUUUGUAGCACACCACACAAAAAGACAACACCAUAUUGCCUCAAAACAAGCAUGUACACACAACCAUUCUCUCAUAUUGUCCACUUCUCAAAACACUCCACCUAUGCUACCUGUUUUUGUUUCUUUGUUGUUACUUCUUCUUACUUCAACUACUCCAGCAUUGUCUCAUCACUCUAUUGUCUCAGAUUCUAUCCACCCCUCGAAGACUAACCAGACUUAUAAAGCAGGUUCAGAGUUGCUUAAGUUAAGAAGAAUCAGAACUCACCUCAUGAAAAUCAAUAAGCCUGCUGUGAAGACAAUUCAGAGUCCAGAUGGUGAUUUGAUAGAUUGUAUUUUAUCUCAUCAUCAACCAGCUUUUGAUCAUCCUAAGCUUAAAGGGCAUAAACCAUUGGAUCCACCAGAAAGGCCAAAUGGAUACUACAACAAUGGAGAAAAGGUUAGUGAGAGGUUACAGUUGUGGACUGAUUCUGGUGAAGAAUGUCCAGAAGGAACUGUUCCAAUCAGAAGAACAACAGAAGAUGAUAUUCUAAGAGCAAGUUCUAUCAAAAGAUUUGGAAGGAAACCAAAACCUGUUCGGAGAGAUUCAACUAGUAGUGAUCAUGAGCAUGCAAUUCUUUUUGUAAAUGGAAAUCAAUACUUUGGAGCAAAGGCAAACAUAAAUGUGUGGGCACCUCAUGUAACAGAUGGAUAUGAAUUUAGCUUGUCACAGAUAUGGGUUAUUGCUGGCUCCUUUGGUAAUGAUCUCAAUACCCUAGAAGCUGGUUGGCAGGUAAGUCCAGAACUGUAUGGUGACAACUAUCCAAGGUUCUUCACUUAUUGGACUACAGAUGCAUAUCAAACAACUGGAUGCUACAACUUAUUGUGUUCAGGCUUUAUCCAAACUAAUAACAAGAUAGCAAUAGGGGCAACAAUCUCCCCUACAUCAGCUUAUAACAGUGGACAGUUUGAUAUUGGUAUAAUGAUUUGGAAGGAUCCAAAGCAUGGACACUGGUGGUUAGAGUACGGAGGACAAUUAGUUGGAUACUGGCCAGCAAACAUGUUCAGUCACUUGAGGAGUCAUGCAAGCAUGGUACAAUUUGGUGGAGAGAUUGUGAAUGCUCGUUCUAAGGGUUACCACACUGACACUCAAAUGGGAAGUGGCCAUUUUGCAGAAGAAGGAUUUAAAAAAGCAGCUUAUUUUAGAAACUUACAAGUCAUUGAUUGGGACAAUAACUUACUUCCUCUUGCUAAUAUUCAACAUUUGGCUGACCAUUCUAGUUGUUAUAACAUUAAGCAGGGUAAUAACAAUGUUUGGGGAACUUAUUUUUAUUAUGGAGGUCCUGGAAGGAAUGUUAAAUGCCCAUGAAGAUAAAUGGCACCGAUUUAAUUAUUUUACAGGCUUCCUUGUUACACCUGUGUCUUUUUUCUCUCAUUUUCCCUUUUGGUCAUAUAUAAUUAUAUGUAUUUUUGCCAUAUAGAUUUUCAUUUUCACUUUUGGGGUCAUGCACAUGUAAAUAUCUAGGGUGGCUAUUGUGUUUCUUCCCAUUUAUUUCACUACUAAAAUUCAUUGAGAACUUAAACAU
Messenger RNA from Medicago truncatula (barrel medic), 1730 nucleotides. RefSeq lists its product as uncharacterized. Lineage: Eukaryota; Viridiplantae; Streptophyta; Magnoliopsida; Fabales; Fabaceae. The coding region runs from base 23 to 1513 and encodes 496 amino acids. The record is from RefSeq and is a predicted model, not a curated record. The transcript is spliced from 7 exons.